CUACUAUACGUGUUGUAGUGGUGCGUCUUGCUUGAGUACAACAAUCUUUGUGCUAGCUAACGUUCUUUAAUACGUUACCUAGACAGCAGGUGAGCAGCACUGUCCUCAAACAACUCACAAGGGACCUCCAAUUGCGGUAAGAACAACGAGAAAUGGCUUCCCAAAUCCGUCAAAACUUUCACCAGGACUGCGAGGCUGCCAUUAACAGACAGAUAAAUCUUGAGCUUUACGCCUCUUACGUUUACCUCUCGAUGGCAUAUUAUUUUGAAAGGGAUGAUAAAGCCCUACCAAAUUUUGCCAAGUUUUUUGGUGCCCAGUCCAAAGAGGAGCAGGAGCACGCCGAGAAGCUGAUGACUUUCCAGAACAAGAGGGGAGGCAGGAUUUUUCUUCAGGAUAUCAAGAAACCUGACCGAGAUGAAUGGGGUAGUGGCAUGGAGGCUUUGGAGUGUGCCUUGCAGCUGGAGAAAAGUGUAAAUCAAUCCCUGCUUGAGCUACAGGAAAUGGGCACGCAGCACAACGAUCCUCACCUGUGUGACUUCAUUGAGACUCACUAUCUGGAUGAGCAGGUCAAGUCCAUCAAGGAGCUCGCUGACUGGAUCUCAAACCUGCGACGCAUGGGAGCGCCACAGAAUGGCAUGGCUGAGUACCUCUUUGACAAGCACACCAUGGCUGAGGAGGCCAGUCAAACAUAGGCUGACGAUCUGGAAUAUCAUCUCUCCCCCCAGCUUGCCCUUUGCCACUCCUCACUCAGAAGGGCUGUUAUUUGGAGAGCACAAAAGCCAUAAAAGACCAUAUUUUUCCUGUACGCAUUCGCUGUUUAUUCAGAUUUUUCUCAUGUGGUUUGCAUGUGUCACAAAGGGAUUGAAACACAUUCAAAAUUGAUCAAAAUGAACAUUUGCCACCGUCCUAGUGUCACCUACUGGUAAAUUAGUGUGAGAAAAUGUUUUGAUCGUCCUGCUGACUAUUCUUUGCGUCACAGUCAGGAAUCAUUGCGCACAUUGAGAGAGGGCCACUAGAUGGCAGUAGAUCCAAUAAGCUACCUUAUAAUGCAAACACGUAGUGACGUUACAGUUGUACAGAACCUAAAGUUACAUUUAAUCAUGUAUUUAGAUAAUCAUGACACCCACCACAUGCAAUAUUGUUUGACUUUUAUAUAUUGGUAAUUAGGUUACAUGUAUUUUGGAACAAAGAUUUUUAGUUGGCCUAAUAUGUUUGCGUUAAGAUAGCCAAAACAAAUGUGUGGAACUGUUUGACAAGAAAAUAUUAAUAAAAAUCAUUGAGAUAAAGUAGGCUGGAAUCUUUUUAGCUAAGAUUCAAAUAAUUUGUAUUGUAAAUCUCAUAGUACACUUUUAAAGCAAAGAAUGCUUACAUCAUACUGUAGCUACUGUCAGGGGGGCCGAUGUACAAUAAGAUUGUUUUCUCUAAGUGAGCACUGUACUGUAUACCAAAGCAUAGUAGACAUAUUGUUUGAUUGUAUUAAAAAUAAAGCCACAAUAAACUAUUUCUGG
This is a messenger RNA of Dunckerocampus dactyliophorus (ringed pipefish), 1508 nucleotides long. It is a transcript of the gene fth1b, whose product is annotated as ferritin, heavy polypeptide 1b. Lineage: Eukaryota; Metazoa; Chordata; Actinopteri; Syngnathiformes; Syngnathidae. The record is from RefSeq and is a predicted model, not a curated record. Gene Ontology annotation, cellular component: cytoplasm. Gene Ontology annotation, biological process: intracellular iron ion homeostasis; iron ion transport. The coding region runs from base 153 to 692 and encodes 179 amino acids. The transcript has 5 exons. Gene Ontology annotation, molecular function: ferrous iron binding; ferric iron binding.